GACAUAAUCCAGACAGCCUUCUCUCUCGGCAUCAUACCGCGCUUCUUCCACCUGCUUGCUAACACGAAAAAGCUUAUCCGUUCUCAUGGUCCACACACUACCUUUCAAGACACCACCAUCUUCGCGCGCUCUCCGCUACCGCGUUCGAAAAAGAGCAAACCUCCUUCGUGCAAACUCCUCGCUACUUCUCUGUCGGCGGCACAGGAUUCCAUUCGUACGUCUCAGCCCGCGGGCGACGCGAAGAAAGACCUCCAGGUCUUCAAGCUGCUUUGGGACGCGACAAUCGACGUCCUCGAAAAGGUUCUAGAUGAUGGGGAUCUCGACCACGAAGCGUUUGGGUGGGGCGUCUUCGGUCUAUCCUCUGGCUACAUGCCCGCUCCACCCUCACCGUCUACUUACAGCCUCGACACAGACCCGCUGUUCGACAUCCACAAAGAGCGUCUGCACGCUGCACUACUAUCUCUCCCUUCUCUCGGCUCUCCAGAGCGAGGUCGUGCGAGCCACGCAGUUUCCGGCGCCGAGCGUGUCAAUCAACUAGCGAAAGCGAGGCGGCAAGUGCACAUUUGCGCGAGCCUGCUUCUCCAGCGGAUGAGGUGCGAGGGAUGGAAUCGCGUGCGGUGGUGGCAUGCAGUCGCGGUUGCCGAGCGCUGGGUUGGGCAUUUGGGCAUCGCCCACGUGACCAUGGUGGAUGAGGAGAAGGAG
Trematosphaeria pertusa is the source of this 702-nucleotide messenger RNA. RefSeq lists its product as uncharacterized. The transcript has a single exon. The record is from RefSeq and is a predicted model, not a curated record. The annotation marks the transcript as partial. Lineage: Eukaryota; Fungi; Ascomycota; Dothideomycetes; Pleosporales; Trematosphaeriaceae.